AUGCCUGUAUUUCACACUAAAACGAUCGAGAAUAUUCUCGAGCCGGUGGCUCAGCAGUUGCACUACGUGUUAGCUGUUGCUGAACGUAACGCUGGUGAAGAUGGGGAACCGAUCUCGACUCGAUCGUUGUCGAGGGCCAGUAGCCGUCGGUCAUUGCCCGAAUUCAUCUAUCCGGACACCAUCAAACAACGAGUGACCGAGGAAGACUGCCCUGUCUGUCAGAUCAUGUUGCCCAAAGGACGAGGCGGAUGUGUGCGUGUGUUGUUGAUGUUGUUGUGUUUGUCAACAUUUUUUGGCUCAGCAGAAGGGCCGAUUGCUUAUGCUCCUAUUGUUGUCCUACCAGCUUCAAUGCCGAAAACGCCUAGCUUGCCCGGUUUUGGUUUACCGCACAAAAGGGUGUCCCGGUUGGUGAUUCUUCAUGAAGAAGCCGAAGAUGGAAAUGCGAUGCCUGAUCUCACACGUCCCGUCGGGGCUGUGUCCAGAGCGGUCGACAAUCUCAUUAAGGUCGGCUACGAUACCUGCCAUUCGUCCGAUGACCAGAUUCUCCAACAGGACAUGCCGCCGGCGUUGCAGAGAGUCGAAACCAGCUCUCGACUUCUCGAAGACGCUUGUCACAUGCUCAAGGGUGACCCGUUUUCGGUGCCGGCCCGGAAGAAGCUCAUCGAUGGCGCUCGGGGUAUUCUACAAGGAACCAGCGCCCUACUGCUGUGUUUCGAUGAGUCAGAGGUUCGAAAAAUCAUUCGUGGAUGCCGCAAAGUGCUCGACUAUCUUGCCGUAGCGGAAGUUAUCGAGAGCAUUGACGAUUUAGCGCAGUUUGUCAAGGACAUCACACCAUGGUUGUCACGUGUUUCGUCGGAUGUCUCGAACCGACAAGCUGAACUCACUCAUCAAGUUCAUAGGGAUAUUUUAUGCCGGAUGUGCUACGUACAUAUUCUGCUUUCAUCAAAAAUCGGUAGUGAAAUUGAGCACGCUUUGGCUUGCACAUUGCUUGAUCAAAUUACGGAACGUGCUCGUCGACGAUUCUCAUAUGCCGCUAUGAAGAUAUUAUCCAAUCAUCGUGGUUCAAGAUCAGGCAGGAACUACUUAGCACAACGGAUGACCGACGAAAUGCACGAAAUCAUUCGUGUCCUUCAAUUGACCACCUACGAUGAAGAUGAAUGGGAUGCAGACAACGUGACGGUGAUGCGUAAGGCACUUCCUCUUCUGACGGCCGCACUCGACUGGCUGGGCGAUCCACGAGCCCGACCUGGAGCGGUUGGCGAGAAGGCGAUUCGUCGCAUUCUUGACUAUGCGGAUCGCAUCGGAGCUCGUGCGUUGCCUGAGGACAGUUAUGCCAUCAAACGUUCGAUUUCUGAGAUCGCCUCGUUGACGGACACCAUCUGUGAGUUGAGAAAUAUGGGACGAUACGAUAACGAAGGACUUGCCAUCAGCUGCGCGCAGAAACUCAAGGAGUUGGUUGGCACGAAACACAGCACCGGUAUCCUCCCAGAUGCCCUGAUGAACGCUCAUCGCGUCGGCGGAGCAAAUCCAGCUCACACCGCGGGUGGCCGUCUGGAACAGGCGCUCAGGUGGUUGGAUAACCCUGGAGUUGACGACGGUGGUUUGGGACUUCGCGCUCUGAAGAUGAUGACGGACGAUGCACGACGUCUAGCCGACAGACUGAACCCACAAGAUCGCGGUCACCUACUCGGCCUGUGUUCCGAUAUCGAUCGAUUAGCUAAUCAAUUAGCCGAUUUGGAACGACGUGGCUUAGGUAACACGCCUGAGGCGAACGCCAUUCGCCAACAGCUGAAGGACAAAUUGCGGGAAUUGUCUGACUUCAUGCGGAAGAUCCUCACUGAUCGUGUGGUCGAAGACUUCGCCGACAUCACAACUCCUCUCAAGCAGUUCGUCGAAGCCGUGCAUGCUGAACCACAUGCGCCUAAUAGGGAAGGAAACUUUAUUGAUAAGAUCGACCAAAUGACUCCGCAAUUGGUGAACGCUGGAAAGAUCCGCAAUACGCCGACGCACUUCACCGUCUGCGGUCGCACUGUUGACGACGCCAUUGACACUCAUGAGUUCGUCAGGGCCAGUGAGACGGCUAUGCGUCGUUACACCAACCGAUGUGAAGAUGCGAUCUCAAACAACUAUCCACAAGGAAUGGUCGACAACACUUCACAGAUCGCUCGUCUCGGUAAUCGUGUGCUGAUGACGGCACAGAACGAGGCCGACAACUCGGAGGAGCCGGCAUACUGCGAUCGAGUAAACACUGCAGCAAACCAAGUGCGCUCCGGUAAGUUUCAGAUUCUUCCAUGCGAUCUGCGACUGCGCUUCCUCCCACUCACUGCGCCCGCCUCUGCAUGGGAUUUCCACCCGACCUGGGCCGCGUCGCCCCGUGCCACAGCAACAUGCCAUCGUCAGCCCAAUUGCCACCACGAUUCCCACGUCGAUGUGACUCGCACAACAGUGACUAUGAGUUCCGGCCAAUUGUUUCUGCCGAAUGCGAUUUGCAUCGAGAACGCGUCAACUGAUCCACGGGUCUAUAUUUCUAUCCCACCGAUGGUCACACAAGCCAAGCAGGUGGCAAUCAGUCCACGUGAUACUGGUGCGGCAAAUGCAUGGCGUACUGCCAACGAUCGUCUACUCGACUCGGUGCGAGCUGUGGGAGAUGCCAUCGCUGGAAUACAGAACGGACGGCAUUCGGCCAUGUAUCAGGACAGCCUGAACCGCGCUUCACCGUAUCCACAGCAAAGCACUCAAGUGUUGCGUACCGUACCACCUCAACCGCCUACCCCACCCAUUAUCCACAACAAGAUGAUCAUCCGUGAAGAGAUUCCGGCACCUCCGAGGCCACCGCCACCGGUCGAGAUCAGUCCUCCGCCACGGCCACCACCACCGCCCGAGUACGACGAGGAGGAAGAGACGAGAGCUUUCUGGGAAAGAUAUCCUCUACCUCAAGCCAGUCAUCAACCGAUCCUUUCCGCUGCCCACUCACUGCACAACGAGCUCAAACAAUGGUCAAGUCAAGAGAACGAAAUCGUAGCCGCGGCUAAACGUAUGGCUAUUUCUGAUGGCUCGUCUAUCACAACUUGUGGAACAAAGAAGGACCUCAUCGAAUGUGCUAAAGCGAUCGCCGACUCAAGUGAGGAAGUUACCCGACUGGCUGUACAACUCGCUCGCCUCUGCACAGAUCUCAAGAUGCGAAUGGCUCUCCUUCAAAUGGCCGAACGUAUUCCAACGAUAGCCACUCAGCUCAAAGUGUGCUCCACGGUCAAAUCAACAAUGUUCGGCACUUCAAUGACGAUUGGACCGUAUGGAGAACAAGCUCUCCUUCAAAUGGCCGAACGUAUUCCAACGAUAGCCACUCAGCUCAAAGUGUGCUCCACGGUCAAAUCAACAAUGUUCGGCACUUCAAUGACGAUUGGACCGUAUGGAGAACAAGUUGACGGCAGUGAAGAGGACAUCGAAGCCAUGGAGCAGUUGGCGCACAAUGCGCAGAACCUCAUGCUGGCGGUCAAGGACACAGUUCGAGCCGCUGAAGCGGCCAGUAUCAAAAUCAAGACCAAUUCUGGUCUUCGCCUUCGCUGGGUUCGCAAGCCAAUGUGGUCCAACUUCUAA
Molecule: messenger RNA, 3597 nt
Organism: Ostertagia ostertagi
Lineage: Eukaryota; Metazoa; Nematoda; Chromadorea; Rhabditida; Trichostrongylidae
Source: the annotation of a GenBank genome assembly